AUGGGUCCCUGUACGGCCUCCCAUUGCUGCUGACUUCAUCGCCAGACUCUGCCAUGUGCCACUUUCAGGUCUCCUCACACUGCUGGUGGGUUCCAUUUUGUCAUAGGGUGCUGUAUGGCCUCCCAUUGCUGCUGCCUCCACCGCCACACUGUGGCUCCACACUCUGGUUUUGGCCCCGUGACUGCCCAAAUGAGUGAAGUGUGCGGUGAUUCUAAGAUCGACGGCACUCAUCUGCAUGUCAUACUGACUGACAGUAUUAUUUCUCUUCCCCAGCAGACUCCAAGGGCAUUUAAAUUAAAGGUACAGUGUUCUGCACUAAUAUAA
Molecule: messenger RNA, 324 nt
Organism: Staurois parvus
Lineage: Eukaryota; Metazoa; Chordata; Amphibia; Anura; Ranidae
Source: the annotation of a GenBank genome assembly